Messenger RNA from Syngnathus typhle (broad-nosed pipefish), 1371 nucleotides. RefSeq names its product solute carrier family 25 member 17-like (gene slc25a17l). The coding region runs from base 62 to 1009 and encodes 315 amino acids. NCBI's taxonomy places the organism in Eukaryota, Metazoa, Chordata, Actinopteri, Syngnathiformes, Syngnathidae. The transcript is spliced from 9 exons. Gene Ontology annotation, cellular component: peroxisomal membrane. Gene Ontology annotation, molecular function: NAD transmembrane transporter activity; ATP transmembrane transporter activity; coenzyme A transmembrane transporter activity. The record is from RefSeq and is a predicted model, not a curated record.
AUUAAGACUCGAAGUUCUUGCAGGACCAACCGUGUGCUGUGACCGAGAAAAGGCUGUCAACAUGUCCGCCAAUGGAAGCUCACCGGUCGGUCUGCUCUCUUACGAGACUCUGGUCCACGCUGUGGCAGGGGCAAUGGGCAGCGUGACAGCAAUGACUACUUUUUUCCCUUUGGACACAGCUAAAAGUCGGCUUCAGGUUGAUGAGAGCAGAAAUUCCAAAUCCACGCCAGUCAUCCUGGCCGAGAUAGCGCAGGAAGAAGGCGUGCUGGCUUUGUACAGAGGUUGGUUCCCGGUUAUCUCCAGCCUCUGCUGCUCCAACUUUGUCUACUUCUAUACCUUCAACACACUGAAGAGGCUGACGGCCACAGGGCCGCAGCAGUCCAGACUGGGCAAAGACCUGCUCGUGGGCAUCGUAUCAGGGGCGGUGAAUGUGAUCCUAACUACGCCUAUGUGGGUGGUCAACACUCGUUUGAAGCUACAGGGGGCCAAAUUCAGAAACGAGGACCUUCAUCAGACGCACUACAAGGGCAUGUUUGAUGCCUUCUCCCAGAUCAUAGGGAGCGAGGGGGUGCCCACGCUGUGGAACGGCAUGCUGCCCUCUCUUAUCCUUGUCCUAAACCCGGCUGUGCAGUUCAUGUUCUACGAGUCCAUGAAGAGGAGGGCAGGCAAAGGGGGCAGGAAGAUCUCAUCUGGUGAGAUUUUCCUCAUGGGAGCUGUUGCCAAAGCCAUCGCAACCACCGUCACGUAUCCACUGCAGACCGUCCAAGCUAUACUCAGGUUUGGCCAGUACAAAGGCGAUGGCAAGGGCGGCCUGAUGGGAAGUCUGGCAAACAUCUUCUCCUUGUUGAUGGAACGAAUUCGGAAGCAUGGCCUUCUGGGGCUCUACAAAGGCCUGGAGGCCAAGCUGCUUCAGACGGUGCUGACUGCUGCCCUCAUGUUUGUGGUGUACGAGAAGAUCACUGCCGCCACCUUCAAAAUGAUGGGCCUGCACAGGAAGCUCACGCACUGAGCGGCUCAUCGCUCGCGCUCCCAAUCCCGAUUGGAGAGGUGAAGGAGAUCAGUCAGAUCAAAUGUUCCAUUCGGUGGACUUCGUAACGUGCACUUUGGUUAAACCGACUAAUGAGAUGAAAUGACUCACGGCAAAUGAUGAAAAGUGCUUUUUGGGGUGUUUGACUUUUGAAUGGAAAGUCCUCAUGACUGUCAGUCAGUGACAUGACACGGGCUCCUAUCACUUGUUUACAUGACGGAAAAAAAAACACUUGGAUUUAUAUUUCCAGUCAUUAUUUUUACAAGUCAAGAAAUUAUCUUUUAAAAAAGUGGUUUGUACUGUUUUAGUGGUAAAAGUGGGUUAGUAAAAACAUUACAAUUUGA